Helianthus annuus (common sunflower) is the source of this 3372-nucleotide messenger RNA. RefSeq lists its product as uncharacterized. NCBI's taxonomy places the organism in Eukaryota, Viridiplantae, Streptophyta, Magnoliopsida, Asterales, Asteraceae. The record is from RefSeq and is a predicted model, not a curated record. Bases 1 to 3372 code for a protein of 1123 amino acids. The transcript has 8 exons.
AUGAGUGAAGAACAUCAAGAAGCUCCUGUUAGUGAGGAGGGGCCAGUCCCGGUCCUGAGAUGGGACUUAGGUUUAUUCGAACAGAUCGUUCGAAGUUUUAGGUUUCCACCGGAGUGGGAUGCCCGGUACCCUGCUCAGGGUCAGACCGCGGCUGAUGCCCCACCCGGUUACAUUACUUUGUUCGAAGACUUCUUCCUUCAAGGAAACUUCCGGCUGCCGGCGACUAACUUCUUUGGUAGCAUAUUGUCCUACUACAAGUUUCAUAUCUCACAGUUAAGCCCACCUGGGAUGGUGAGGGUGAGGCACUUUGAGUUCUUGUGUCAAUCUCACGGCAUUGAGCCGACGGUGAAUAAGUUUCGUGUCUUCUAUCAACUGCAAAGAACAAUGGGGUUCUUUUCUUUUGCUAGCCGUGGUACGGCUAAGAAGAUUUUGUUGAAUCCUCCCAAGAGUUUCCACGACUGGAAACCCAAGUUCUUCUUCAUCCGGGAGGAAGUCUUGCCAAUAGCUAUGCCGUUUAGGGAAUGGACCGAGGUUAUACCAAAGGAGGACCUUCCUAUACCGAAGUCUGCUCAGUGGUAUCAGCAGCUUACCGCAACCCCUAACCGGGUAUUUGGGGAGAAUGUUCUGGUUGCUGCCAAGAUGAGUGACCAGUGGUCACCUAGUAGCAGGGAACUCCCGGUCUUGAAGAUCGGGGAUCAAGAGACGCAACUCUAUCAGGCUGCCUUCCCAGCCUUUGGUGGCUCCAUGGGCGUUCGCCCUCUGCGCGAUGAUGAGGAAGGCUGGUAUGACCAGAUAAAAGGGAACUUCAUGUUUCCUCCUGCUGACGCCUUCGCCUCGCCGCCGGAUGCAACUGAAGGUGUGUUGCGCGAUCUGGGGGUUGACCCAGAGGAGAAGAAGAAGAAACCUUCGAAGAAGAAAAAGAAGGCGGAUGUUGAAGUGACCAGCAAGGGUCUUGGCGCCAGUCGCGCAACUACUGCUGCUGUCAAAGCUAUGGGAAAGACUGGCGCUGGUGGGUCAAAGGGCUCUGGGAGCGCGGGUUCUCGUAACCCGGAUGCUGACGCAACUCCAUCUCAACCUGAGGAUGAAGAAGAAGAGGAAGAAGAGACUGCCCCGUUGAUUGGAAGAAAGAGGGGUAGAAGCGAGGCGACAACUGGUAUGGCCUCUGCGCCUGUUUCAGUUGUUAUUCCCGUUGUUGGGAAGAAGAGCAAGUUGCGCUCGUUAUACCAGUUUUCUCCUGAGAUCAAGAAGAAAACCCCUGAAAAGGGGGUUAAGUUUGUUGAACCCAGCACGAAAAAACCUAAGGUUGCCACUGAACCUUCCGAUUCUGCUGCGCGUGAUGCUGCGAAAACUGCUGAAGCGCAGCGAAAGGCAGAAGAGGAUCGGAAGAAAGAAGAGAGUAGGAUUGCUGCGCAGAAGAAGGCUGAAGAGCGAAAGCGCAAAGAAGAGGAAGAGAAAAAGAGGAAGGAGGAGGAGGAGAGAAAGCUGGAAGCGGAGAGGAAGAGGAAAACGGAAGAGGAGAGAAAGCUGAGGGAGGAGGCGGAUAGGCAGAGGAAGGCGGAAGAGGCGAGGAAAGAAAGAGCUGCCGAUCAGUCUUCUGUUCAAGGGCAGUCUGGUGUCCCAAAACCUCCCCCUGCUGCGCCGAUUGUUACCUCUAAGGGGUUAGGGCGCUAUGUGUCUAGUGGUGCAAGCUCUGGAGGAGCUGGGGGCUAUAACCCCAAUGUGAUAGGUGCGAAGGAUACCGUCGGGGACAUAUAUUAUAAAACUUAUACUGAAGAGGAACGUGGUGAUGCUCCUCAUCAAGCCCCUUGGAGCUUAAGGCAGAAGGAUACAUUUGUUGAAUUUGGUCCUUCUCGCGAUUGGUACUUAAACCAAUUCACUCCUGGCGAAGUUAACCGUCAAAAGGCGAAGCCGCAUGAAAUGUUGUACCGCACUUACAUUCUUGCCGAGGCCAACGCUCGAUCUGCUAACCAUCAGAUAGUUCGUGAAUGGCGAACAAUGGUCAGAGAGCGCGCCGAUUGGGAGGCUUACCGAGAACGUGUGCUAAAACGUGUUGGUGAAUUUGAGAAGGCUAAGGCCAUAUUUGAUGAGGAGAAAGCCAAGUUUGAGGCUGAUAGGAAAGCUGAAGAGUGGGGUCGCGAGGGCCUGCAAAAGAAACUUCAUAAUGUGGAAGAGCAACUGGCCAAGGAGAAGGCCGAGUUCAAGCGUAUAUGCGCUCAAGACAACGAGCGUACUUAUGCUCUACGCCAGAAGAUCGUUGGUCUUGAGGCUACAGUUGCGGACUUGACCUCAAAGGUGGAGGAAGCGCAGGGUGAAAAAACUGCCAAGCAGCAGAUGGAGGUUGAGCUGACUGAAGCCAAGGUGCAAUUGUCUAACAAGGACAAGGAUCUCCAUGCCAAGGACGUUGAGAUAGCGGAACUCAAGCGUCGCUUGAAUGAGCAAAUCGACAGAUGCGAGUCUUUGGAGAUUGACCUUGAGGCUGAGAAGGUCAAGGCCACCGAUGCUGAGGAGGCGCGUGCUGUCAGCACUGCGGCGCUUAACGUGGCUCAGACAAAUUAUUCUGAGGCCCAAGGCAUUGUGGACACGCUUGUUUCUGAAGCAGAAUGGAUGCGCACUCGGGGAAUAGUGCUGGUUGCCAACUCCAUCCUGAACGCCGGCGAGCUAGAUCGCGCUGUUGCUGCUCUUACGGAUGCGGCGCGUGCAGUUGGUCAUCGAGGAGGUUAUCUGGAGUGUGCUGAUCACGUUGAGCGAAUGCUGGGACAAGAAUUCGAUACAAGUCACUGCUCAGUGACGGAACAAGCUGAUGCUGCGCUGGCCAGUGCUGAGAACUCAUAUGACAACCUCUCCUUGCCCAUCAUGGACUUGGUUGUUAGUGCCUUAAAAAAGGAUGAUUGGUGUCAGCGCCUCAAGGCGAUCCUUGAUCCACCGAUUACUGUUGAAUCAUCUGAUGAGGAAGCAGCUGGUGAUGAUGGCGGAGGUGAUGACGAUGGCGACGAUGGUGAAGGGAACGAAGAUGAUGAUGUGUUUCCCGUCAGAGAGCGUGACAGGGAAACUGAUUUGCCCGAGAGGGAAGACCAUUUCAUUGCAAAAGCCGGACAAAGGAUAAUCGACUGGCUCGAGUCUCGCUUUGUCUUCUUCAUCGAGUUGGUUGAAACAUUGUUCGUAGAUGAUGUCGGCUGUGCUUCCUGGGUCGAUGAAGAUGUAUUCAGUUUCAUAGUGACCAAUUAUGCCAGUAAUGACGACGGGUCGUGUAGCGCGAGGACCGCCGCGCACUACUGGGAAUAUGACUUGCUGUUCUUGCCAAGAAGGCUCGUAGGGCCGUUUGCCUUUUUCUCUCGCGGUGUAUCUUGGUCCGUUGACCAUGUGAGUCUCUAG